Molecule: messenger RNA, 1667 nt
Organism: Patiria miniata (bat star)
Lineage: Eukaryota; Metazoa; Echinodermata; Asteroidea; Valvatida; Asterinidae
Product: forkhead box protein B1-like
Exons: 2
Coding region: 143-1375 (410 amino acids)
Biological process (GO): anatomical structure morphogenesis; cell differentiation; regulation of transcription by RNA polymerase II
Molecular function (GO): DNA-binding transcription factor activity, RNA polymerase II-specific; RNA polymerase II cis-regulatory region sequence-specific DNA binding
Source: RefSeq, a predicted model, not a curated record
AGUGACGGGAUUGUUUUCACUUUUAAUCUUGUGUAGACAACUCACUAAGAAAUACGACUUGAGUGUUCCGGAAGACAUCACUUCGGAUUUGACCGUCUUGCAGAGAACAUCGUUUAGGAAUUCCUCUGUUUCGGCGACCAGCAUGACUCUGUUCACCAUCGAUAAGAUUACCGAGAAGGCGGCGCCGAGGCCGGCUGCUCAUCAUCACCACGCCCGGCGGUUCCAGCCCUACCACCCGUACCCGACCGUCAGCGAUGCCGCACCGGUCGGCUACCCGGCGUACCUCGGCAAACUGGCCCACUCCAGCCCGCUACCGGUAACCGGCCCGUCCGGACAACGACGGGACGAGUGUCUCAACUCCACUGGGGGCAGCCCGUCCGUCAGCCCCGGGGGCUACAGCGCCGUCAGCAGCAGCGAGGCUGGGUCGCCCGAACCGGAAAAGGCUCCUUCCAAAGUUACCGACAAGAACAACAACAAGAAAUCAGAUACAGAUGAACACAAGAAGCCUCCCCAUUCCUACAUCUCCCUCAUCGCCAUGGCAAUCCUCGCCUCCCCAGAGAAGCGUCUCCUCCUCUGCGACAUCUACCAGUACAUCCAGGAGAACUAUCCCUACUACCGCAACAACGACCGGAGCUGGCGCAACAGCAUCCGCCACAACCUCUCCCUGAACGAGUGCUUCAUAAAGUACGGCCGCAGCGGCGACGGCAGGGGCAACUUCUGGGCCGUCCACCCGGCCAACGUCGAGGACUUCUCCCGUGGGGACUUCCAUCGUCGCCGGGCCCGCCGUCGAGUCCGGGCCAGCGACAUGAUGCUCCACGGCUACUCGGUGUACCACCCGUAUGCCGCUCCAUCAACACCCGCUCAUGCCUACCCGGUUCCCGUGGCCGCCACCCCGCUGGGAUUCGUGCCCAUGACUGUGACCACCUUACCCCCGUACCCAGUCUCCACUGCCGUGUACCCACCCAGCAGUUACCCAGCAGCCGGUUACCCAGUGCCCACUUUGAACCCACUUCCACCGAUGACUUCCACGUCUACCAGCCCAGUCUCCACCCGGCGGAGCUCGCCACUCAACCUUGCCAUCCCCGGCAAGUCUUCUCCAAUCUUCACCACAUCCUACGAGCACGCUCCCGUCAGCCUGCCGUCUUCCUACCCAUCAACCCAGCCGAGCUACGUGUACCCUCCCUCUACGACCCAGUCGCCCUUCCACUACAGUCCCCCAACAUCAAGAGACUCACCCCUCGCCAGAUACCCACCCACAACCCUGGGGCUCGCCCCGGCUCCUGGGUACGGGUACCCUGCCGUUUCCCAAUCAGUUAUCACGAGCUCCCUGGGCAGUUACCAGACUGAGUCCGCCAUUCCUCGUUUUUUGCACUAAAAACUCUUUGAACAUUUAAAGAAAUUUGUUUUGACAAUGGAAACAUUCGUCGUAAAGUAUAUGAAAGCCUUCGACAAAAAAAAACACACUUCAGCGCUUUCUGAACAUGAGCUGGACUUCUCAAAAAUCUGAAUGAAAAUUCUUAAUUUUUUUUUCUUAAUUAUAAACCAUUUUUUGAGUAACUUGCUAUAGUUUUGUAAACCUUUUGUAUAUAAUUAUGUACUAUAUACGAUGUCUAAUUUGCUUUGAGAAAGCUAAGGUGUACAGUUUAAAAAAAUGAAUUUGAAAAAUG